This is a messenger RNA of Aethina tumida (small hive beetle), 762 nucleotides long. RefSeq lists its product as uncharacterized. The transcript has 2 exons. The record is from RefSeq and is a predicted model, not a curated record. Lineage: Eukaryota; Metazoa; Arthropoda; Insecta; Coleoptera; Nitidulidae. Bases 3 to 560 code for a protein of 185 amino acids.
CCAUGAAUAUCUUAAUACUACUGAUCGGUAUUUUAAUCAUCAAUCAUGGAACAUCAGCCAUUCCUGUCCAAGUUUAUGGAGUACCAAGUGAACCAACUGAAGAACCUUUGUUGACAACUGAACAUUCGUCCGAAUCAGUCAAUAAAAUGGAACCAUUUAGAAUUUCCAAAUACAGAUAUUUCGUCCUGGAAUCACUACAACCAUUUUUUGUUUAUGAUGUACCGGUCCAACCAAUUGAAAAUUCUAUUAAACCCGCAAAACUUGGUGAAGUAUAUGAUGAACCGCAAGAACCACCUAGUAAAUUUUAUGGCACACCGGAAUUCGUAUGGCAUUUGAGAAAAAAACGAAAACUACCUGAAAGCUUGCCAGUAGAUCAUAACCAAAAUGUACCAACUGGAUCUCAAACAUCGGUCGAAGUUUAUAAAAUUCCUGACGGACCAGUACCAUUACUUGGAACAAGACUCUCAGAAAAGAUUUUAGAUGAAAUGAUAAAAGAAGCUAUGCUAAAAGCUGAACGUGAGAGGAAAAUCUUGAACCACGAAUGGGUUCCUUUUGACUAAACAGAAAAUAAUAUUUGUAUUUAAUAAAUUAAUACUGUAUUUAAAUGUUUUGUGUUAAGUAUCAUCCUGAACAACAAUAAAUAAAAGUUUAAUUUUCAUUUUUAAUAAAAAAUAUGUAAAAAAAGUUAUGUAAAAUUAUUUUAAACACCCACUGCACUGAAAAUAUCAAAUAACAUUGCAUUUAUGUAUAUAGUGUACUUCU